AUGAAGCUUGCUACUCUGGAUUUGGGCCAGCGAACGCUGGAAGGUACCCGCACUUCUUCUUCGUCUUUAGAAGUUCAGUAGCUGCUGUUAGAUUUCUUUCCCUAUCCAUUUAUGUGGAUACAGGCCUAUUGUGCGCAUAGUGCGUCCCUCGAGACAACUGCGAGUGGGGAUACUAACGAUGAGAUUUAUGAUUAUAACCCGUGACAGGUGGGGAGAAGAGAUGCUUGAAUUCAGAGCUCUGGCACGCCUGUGCCGGCCCUCUCGUGUCCUUGCCAACGGUCGGCACCCGCGUCGUGUACUUCCCUCAGGGUCACAGUGAGCAGGCAAGCCUUUUACCUGAAAUCAUAGUUCUUUCUUCUUCUUCUUCUUCUUCUUCUUUUUAUCCGCUCCCUGUGGAUCGAGACUCGGUUGCUCUUGUUAAUAUAUAUGGGUGUAUUUAAAUCAAGGUGUCUGUGUCUACUAACAAGGAGGUUGAAGGACGUCUUCCUAAUUAUCCGAACCUGUCUCCCCAACUGAUCUGCCAACUUCACGAUGCCACGAUGCAUGUGAGUAAGAUGGACCAUUGUUUAGCUUUUUUUUUUGAAAGAUCUUUGAAGCUGACUGCUCGAGUGCUUUCAGGCAGAUGUGGAGACCGAUGAAGUGUACGCGCAAAUGACCUUGCAGCCUCUGAGCUCGGUAAAGUUGAAAGUCUUUGCUAAUGCAAACUUCUUGAUAAUAUUUUGUGGUACCUUGGGUUGAGUAAAAUCGCUGACACGUGCAGCAAGAGCAAAAAGAUAUCUACCUUCCGGCUGAAAUUGUGCUUCAGAGCAAGCAGCCGACGAAUUAUUUCUGUAAGACUUUGACAGCUAGUGACACGAGUACUCACGGAGGAUUUUCUGUCCCGCGUCGUGCAGCCGAGAAAGUCUUUCCACCCCUGGUGUGUUGUUUCUCAUUGUUUACUUGUUAUUGAAACAUCAAUUUCGAGGUCUGGAUUUCUUUUCUGGCAAGUCGUAUGUCCUCAUGUGAUAUUUUUCGUACCUUUCAUUGGAUAUUGUUGCUUGCAUCUUGAUUUAGGACUACAGUCAGCACCCACCCGCUCAGGAGCUCGUUGCUAGAGACCUCCACGACGUUGAAUGGAAAUUUAGGCAUAUUUUUCGUGGUAUGUUGACUGCCGGUUUCUCAUAUCAUUAAAUUUAUCAGUUCUUUUGUAGUCACCAUAUAAGCUCACGGACUAUUCAUCAGAAAAUCAACCAGAACUAGGGUUCUCUACGGUGUCUGGUAAAGAAUGCUUUGCAUGAACUCAUAGGAAACACGACAUUUGUUUCAAUUUAUGAUUUCCAUCUGUGGCUUUUGAAGACAAAUUAAGAUAAUAAUUUUCAGAUAGUUUGCCUUCUAGAUAAAUUAACUAAAAAGUGCGAAGUUUAACCUACGUAGUUAUCACUUAAGACCAGAAAGAGUUUGUUAGACAGCAACGGUGAGACAGGGGACGCGAGCAAUAUCUGGAAUUAUUGGGCGUAAAUUGUCUGUCGGUUUUAGACUUUUUAUCCUUGAAAAAUAAUCGUAUAAUGCUUCCAACUAUUUCACUACCCUACAGCGUGCAGUAUUUUUUAUCUUUUCAAACUUUUUACCUGAUCAUAAGUGCCUUCGUGGUGCAGAAGGGAUUUCUCUUUGGACGGUAAAAUCGAGAUCCAUGAAAUCUUGGGCACUUCAAAUUUGCAAAAUAUUUCUAAAGAAAGUUUCUUCUGGGCUAUCCUCAUUGUCAUUCAAAUUCCUUGUCUUAUAGAGCUUUGUCUGACUUACUGGUUGAAACUGAUUCUCUAGGAUAUUAUUAAUAGAAAUGAGAUAUGAUCACAACACAUUUAGACUCAUGUUGUUGAGAAGAAACCUAAUUGGAUUCGAUUGAAGCUUAUAGUGGAAGCAUGCUUCAGAGAUUUGACUAUUUUUUCUUUGAGAGAGUAUCCAUGGUCAUGAGAUAAGUUUAUGUGAUCCAAUUGUGAUUGAUGGUUAGGAAGUCUAUGCUGUGAUCGAUUGAUAUCAUAUCCAUGCCAAAGUGAUUUGCAUAGGCAUUUAUAUAUGGCAGACGGGAAAACAUAUCAUACAAAGAGUUCACGGCUCUCCACAAGGGCAUGGUUUUUGAACCGUACAGAGCUGAGUUGCGCAAAGGAUCUCUGUGUCAAAUCUGAUAUUGUGCAUGCAAAUGCUAAUACGUUAAUUUCCUGUAGGUCAACCCAAAAGGCAUCUUCUUACCACAGGGUGGAGUGUGUUUGUCAGUGCCAAGAGACUGGUUGCUGGGGAUUCUGUGCUGUUUAUCUGGUAUGCCUAUGUUGGCUUUGCUGGGGUUUCUAUGUCUGUUGUCCAAAUCCUUUCGAUGUUGAUUCUUUACGUUGGACUCCAAGUCCUCUUUAGCAAGUACUUUUUUCCUUUUUGCGAGCUUAUGUUAGAAUCAAGACUGUUUCUAGAUAAAUUAUGAAUUGAAUAAGGCUUUUUCGCUCAUCUUCAGGAACGAAAAAGGUCAGUUACUCCUAGGCAUAAGACGUGCCAAUAGGCUACAGACCAUGACACCUUCAUCUGUUCUAUCAAGUGACAGCAUGCACAUAGGACUUCUUGCUGCAGCUGCUCAUGCUGCAGCGACGAAUAGCCGUUUCACCAUCUUUUAUAACCCAAGGUUAAAUUUUUUGAACUUCUUCUGCUAUGAUGACACGAAUCUUUCUUCAAAUUAUGGAUGCUUUUUAUUUACUGCAUUUGACAGGGCAAGUCCAUCCGAAUUUGUGGUACCUCUUUCAAAGUAUGCUAAGGCUGUGUUUCACACCCGUGUAUCAGUUGGUAUGCGCUUUCGCAUGCUUUUUGAAACGGAGGAAUGUAGUGUCAGAAGGUAAGGUAGCAUUCAUAAUCUUCGUUCAAUCAUUUCUUUCAUUGUUUUGUGCUUUUUGCAGAAAUAUGUUUAUAGCCUAUCCUGGAUGUUUAGAAGUAAUUUUAUGAGAGACAUUAGUGCACUCAGUACUUAGAAUCGGGCAAUUAUCUGGAUCAUAACGGGCAGUGCCUUGUUUUUGUGUUGGGGUGUGGCAAGUAUUCCAAUGAUUCUCAAAGUUCGUCCUGAUCAGCCAGUUUAGUUGCUGUAUGAGCCUGGAAUUGGCUGAUUUUGGGUGGAACGACCCGAAAUCAGCCAUAUUACGGCAAUAGCUGAUUGUUUGGUAAUUGGGUACCGUUAGGUUGUUGCAAGGAUCAUUAACAUUUGAAAGCAGGAAUAAAGAAUCCUUUUAAUAUCCCUUGCCCUGAGAUUGUAGUUUUCGUGAGCAUAACCUUGAAAUUUGAUUUUACUUGUUUUGAGGUCAGUAGAUUAUGUAGAAUAAAUGCCCUUUCCGUGUCCAGGGUGCAAGGGAUGAGAUAUUAUUUUCUGUGGGAAAGUUAAUUAUGAUGUCCAAUUAUAUUUAUUUCUCGUAUACUUAUUUUGAUGCUGUAUAUGAACCAGGUAUAUGGGUACUGUAACAGAUAUAUGUGAUUUCGAUCCCGUGCACUGGCCGAAUUCUCAUUGGAGAUCAGUAAAGGUAUGGGGAUUAUGACAACCUGCGUGAGGACAUGAUUUUAUUUCGUAAACUUCUGACUCGUGGAUCCAGAAGAGUAUUUGACUUCUCUACUGAAUUUCAAUUCUGGUAAAUAAACAAUGACAUAAACGUGCACACAUGUAGCCCAUUCAUUUCUUUCUAGGACUAAUCCUAUGUAGCAUUGUUUUGAUUUUGUGAGGAUUUAAAUCUGAGAUAAUCAUUCUCAUUUUGAACUCUUUUGUUCUAAAUAUGUGUUUUUUUAAUGCAUUUCUAAAUCCAUCUGUCGUCAAUUUGAUUGACUGUGAAUUUAAUUGCGCAACGUACCUCCUGUGGUUUGAAAAAUAAUAAUUCUCAUAAAGGUUCGUUUAGUUUGAGAGAUAUUCCUAAAACAUACAGCGGUUUUUGCUCCUAAAACAUGUUUAAUGCAAAGUUCGUCCCCAAAUUUGUCCUUAAAAAAUUGACGACUGUCUAUUAUUAUUUCGAGUUGUCUGAAAUUCUGCUUUCUUUCGAAUAUGUUUCAAGUGUCCCCACUGCGGUGCCUUUUGUUUUACAGAGGCUUUGAUUUGUCAUAAUUUCCAUUGUUUUACAGACUAUGAUUCUCAUAGGCUUUAUGAAUAUCUCAGGUUGGUUGGGACGAAUCAACUGCUGGCGAGAAGCAGCCUAGAGUUUCAUUGUGGGAGAUUGAACCAUUAACUACCUUUCCUAUGUACCCAUCACUCUUCCCUCUGAGGCUGAAACGGCCCUGGCAUCAGGGAAUACCCCCUGUUCCUGGUACAUAUCUCUAUUGUGAAUUUUUAUGUCUCCAAUUUAUUAUUUUAUCCCAUUAUUAUGUGUAACAUAAACGGCCCUGGCAUUAGGGUUUUACGUUGACUGUUGUCCCUUCAUACCGACUCGGACAUUAUCUCAACAGCCAUUCAAACGGUGUAUAGGAUUGAGCACGGCUCCUCAAUGAAUUUCUAUCUGUAAUCAGAUAGAUGCUAUGGUGUCCAGGAUUUACAUUAUCUCUGCAGACAUUCAGGGUUACAUAGUUUGCAUAACGUUGUUUGUUGAGUAAUACAUUUGCAUUCAUGAUACCAGGUUAUGAAGCUCAUUGGACAUAAAGCAUUUCACGUCUAAUAAAACAUGUUUAUCUGCAAUUCAUCAAAUUCUACUGUAAAAACAAGUAAACCACUCAUGCGCACAUAGUGAUCACCUUCACAUUUAAGAUGACCACCCAUCAGGUGGCGGAGUCGCAUUUUUCUUUAUGUAUGAAUUCAUGAUUUCAGAUAAUAGUGGUGACGAAGGCUACACGUUCGUGUGGCCGAGGGGAUAUCUGGGAGAACACAGCAUUCAACCCCAGAAUUUUCUUCAAGUUGGAAGGGGCCCUUGUGUUCAGCAGAGGUUUGAGCCCGUACAGCUGACCAAUGACCCUGAUCAAUACCAGGUAAUGGCUGCUGCAGCCUUGCAAGACGUAAGAAGUGCAGAACUCCUGAAGCAACAGCUUUUUCGCUUUCAGCAACCUCUCCAGGCUUUCCAACAGCCAUUCAGGACGAACGCAUCAUUGCAGCAGCAGAUUGCUCAGCAAAUACGCUCACAACAUGCACUCAAUAUUCUGCCGCCUAGUUUAUCUGAUCAUCCACAACAGAGCCUUCCAGACCAGUUUCAUCAAUCUAUAAUUCGGCAGAAUAGCCAACAGCCGCAAACAUAUGUCGAGGAAUUCGUGAUUCCUGGCAAUCAAGUUCAGCAGUCUCACCCACAGUUUGCUUCCCUGGGCCAAAAACCAGUCUUUCCUAUAUCAGGCACAGAUUUCCCAUCAUGCGUGCAGUCUAUGUUGGGCUCCAUGGUCCAUGAUGGACGUUUCAAUCAGGUGAACUUCGAUAAAUUCACUCAGCCAAUUUUAAACGAGGUGGACAAGCAGACGUGGGAGCAGAAGUUCGCAGCUCCUGAGACCGCUGGUUUUGGCCAUGGAGCGUCUCUUCCUCCAUUUCCCGGGAAAGAUGGCCCGUUGGAGCAAGAGAAUUGUAAUGUUGACUCACAGAAUCACACCCUUUUUGGUGUUAAUAUAGAUUCUUCCCCUCUCCUCUCCAACUUGGUGCCCAGUGUAGCCAAUUCUUCUGCUGAAGCUUCCAAUAUGCCAUGUGCUGCAUCAUGCUUCCAAAAUUCCUUAUAUGGCGUAGACGAGUUUUCCAGUGUACUCCAGAAUGCAGGAGAAGCUGAUCCUCCAAGAAGAACCUUCAUUAAGGUGAGAGAAGUGUGGCCCUGAGUUAUUCAAUCCCAUUGGUAUUUGACUAAAAUGGCUGCUCUUAAUUUCGUAGGUUUGCAAGUCAGGAUCGGUUGGGAGACUACUGGACAUCACCCAGUUCAGAAACUACAGCGAGCUGAGGGAAGAACUGGGUCAGAUGUUUGGUAUCGAGGGUCAGUUGGAAGACCCUCUAAGAUCAGGCUGGCAGCUUGUAUUUGUCGACAGGGAGAAUGACGUGCUUCUCCUUGGAGACGACCCCUGGGAGUAAGGACCACAUUCAUUAGAAUUUUCUUUAUAUGGAGAUAGUUCAUGCAUAUUGGCUUCUGUGAUAUACGAAUUCAAACAUGGUUAUUUUCUAUUUUCGACACAUUUACUGUUCUCUACUGUCAAUCCACGCUAUCCUGUAAGGCUCUGAACCUCAUUAGUGUGUCAUAGCAACCAUUGUGAUGCUGUAACCAUUGUUACUUUUGGUCGUUUCGAGUCACUCAGUAUCUGUGAACCAGAUUUCCUAGCCGCUUUCUCCCACCUCCUGCCUGACAUUCUAACCUCGAUGCAGUGCAUUUGUGAAUAAUGUCUGGUACAUCAAGAUACUUUCAUCCGAGGAUGUUCAGAAGAUGGGGAAGUAG
Molecule: messenger RNA, 6368 nt
Organism: Spirodela intermedia
Lineage: Eukaryota; Viridiplantae; Streptophyta; Magnoliopsida; Alismatales; Araceae
Source: the annotation of a GenBank genome assembly